GUUUACCUUCAUUUUCUUCAUUGGGUUUAUGGCGAGAGAGUGAAUCUAGACGGAUAUAGCUUCGCAUAUACUCUUUACGACCUGGACUUGAGGAAGGCAGUCCGAGACUGUUGACAGCUACCUCCGCACUCCACAUGGAGUCCACCACAAUGCAGCAGCGGCGCGAGGAAAUCCUCGCAAAGAAGGCCAAGCUCGAAGAGUUGAAGCGGCAGCGCCUGCUGCGGAAGGAACAAAACCAGGCCCGGCAGUCGAUAGGAAGCCCGUCGCCAUCAGAAGUCCUACAACCGACGCCGCGGCGCACAGAUAACGAUAAACGCGACUUAGAUGAUCUCAUAUACAACCUAGUCGGGGUCGGGGGCAGCCGCCCCAACUCUACGCAACCAGGCUCCCCCGCCGGCGGACGAGCGACGAGGCCACAUUCAGUGAUCAGCGCGAGCCAGCUUAGCAGCGAUGGCGAGGCACCGGCUUCUACGUCAUAUCAAGUGCCCGUGUCGGGAAUGGUGGAUAGAGAGAUGCAGACGCUUUCUAUAGCCCCGCUAGCUACGGUCUUCGAAUACGAUGGCAAUGAAGUGCACGCCUCGAAGAAGGAGAAGGAAGUCAUCACAUACAGCAAGGGCGUACAAGCGAGCAUAGACUGGAGUCCGCCGAAGUCAAGGGGAGCCGGUGGAAGCGACUCAGAGAGAGAUGAGAGUCCGACGCGGUCACCGCGGGCGAGCAAGCGGUUGAGCCGGAGGCAGAAAGAGAGGGAUGAGGAGAUUCGUGCGCAGUUGAAGAAGGAGAUCGAGGAGGAGGUUAGGGCGGCACAGAAAGCGGCAGAGGCCGGAGAGAUACAGGCGGGCUCGAAGGAGAAUUAUCCGUUCAAGACGCUCAACAAUGAGGAGUUGACCGCAGUGGAGAACUCAGACGACUUCAUUGAAUUCGUAGAGAGGAGCACCAAGGUGCUGGAGAGAGCGCUGGACCAGCAGCUUGAUUACGAUAUCCUGGCCGACUACGCACACGGAGGCUUGGAUGUGGACGAGGAAGACGAGGGCUAUGGAUCAAGCGGAGCAAAGAGGGGACGGCGGAUAAAGGAGAUCGCGCAGUUCUGGGAUGAGCGGUGGAGCAAGAAGAGGAUGAUUUCGGAUCUGGGCUUCUCUACAAAGUUCCCAGAACUCGUCCUCGCUUCAUACACUAAGAAUCCCUCCGCUCCCCACGAUCCAGACGGUCUCAUUCAAGUCUGGAAUCUCCACAUGCACGACCGCCCCGAAUACAUCUUCCACGCGCAGUCCGACAUCCUCACCGCGAAGUUCUCUCCCUUCCAUCCAAACCUCAUCAUUGGCGGCGCAUACUCAGGGCAGGUGCUUCUUUGGGACACGCGCGCAAAGUCGUCUCCCGUGCAGAAGACGCCGCUCACGGGGUCCGGCCAUACGCAUCCGGUAUACUCACUGGAUAUUGUCGGAACGCAGAACGCAAACAAUAUCAUCUCCGCAUCGACGGACGGUGUGGUGUGUGGCUGGACAGUCGACAUGCUCUCACAACCCCAGGAAUUUCUCGAACUGACUUCACCUCCGCCGGCGAAGACGGAUGACAUGGCAGUGACAUGCAUCGCCUUUCCGCAAUCCGACCCGACGUACUUUCUCGCAGGCACAGAAGAAGGGUCAAUCUAUCCCUGCCACCGCUACGACCGCGCUGGUGCAAAGGCGGGUGUCGACGGACGCGUCAAGUACGCAGGGCACGCUGCGCCAGUAAUGAGCUUAGACUUCCACCCAGCAAAAGGUCAAGUCGAUCUUGGUGAUCUCGUCCUGAGCUCGUCCGUGGACUGGAGCGUCAAGCUCUGGAAAGUACGACCGCCAGCUGCAACAGGCCCUUCGAACGCCUCCGCCCCUGGGGCCGCCCAGCAAGUCACCCCAAUCUUGGACAUUGCCCGCGAAGACCUCGUCUAUGACGCCCGCUGGUCGCCCGUCAAGCCCUCCGUCUUCGCACUCGUUGACGGAGCAGGUAGCCUCGAGGUCUGGGACAUCAACGUCGAUGUUGAAGUCCCUGUGCAGAAAGUCACGCCUAGUGAUAGUAAGAGGGGCGCUUUUGCAAGCAUGCCGAGUGGUCUGGGCUACAUGAACAGGAGUCUAAAUAAGUUGGCUUGGGAGAGGAAUGAAGGGAAAAGGGUUGCAGUUGGCGGUAUGGAUGGCGUGGUUACCGUGUUUGAGGUGGGCGGCGACUUAGGUGGCAUGGAGACGAGGGGCGAGGAGUGGAGUGGAGUCAAGAGGUUGGUAGGAAGAUUGGAGGCGGUGGGCGAGGGUGUGAAUGGGAAGUAGGCGCCCACAACGCGUCUGGAGAGCGGCUUGGAAGGACCACACUGGCCCUCGAACUGAAGGGCGAAUGGGUGGUGAUUUUGAGGCUCAGAUCGAUUUGGUGCGUACUUUCGCUCGAGCAUUUCCUGGUGUCUGUGGUCCUGGGCGACAUACCCCUUCAUACCAUUAUUGCGAAUUUGAUUUUUCUAUGUCUUCUAAUGCUAUCUUUCCAGCGCCUUCCGAUGCUGAUUUCGUGUCCGUUUCCUAUCCGUUGCCUAUCCAUGUCCUAUCAUCAUAACAUACUCCAUGCCCAUUACAUUCGGCCCUGCCGUUGCUCUAGUUUGCGUCAGCUUCUUUCUCGAACCCUGGCAGUUUCGUGGUCACUCACUUCACCUCAUCGAUUACUUCUUCAUCCCCAUCCCCACUGAGAGCCUCUUAAAUCUCGCGGACUCAUAGCACAAACACACCCGCGGCCCCCGCCAACGCCCCCGCAAUCCCCAUUCUCACAUACCCCGUCGG
Messenger RNA from Trematosphaeria pertusa, 2786 nucleotides. Its product is annotated as WD40 repeat-like protein. The transcript is spliced from 3 exons. Lineage: Eukaryota; Fungi; Ascomycota; Dothideomycetes; Pleosporales; Trematosphaeriaceae. The coding region runs from base 135 to 2291 and encodes 718 amino acids. Gene Ontology annotation, molecular function: dynein heavy chain binding; dynein light chain binding. Gene Ontology annotation, cellular component: cytoplasmic dynein complex. The record is from RefSeq and is a predicted model, not a curated record. Gene Ontology annotation, biological process: transport along microtubule.